CCAAUGCGGGAGCUGUCUCUUUGAACCGAGGGACCAGACAAAACCAUACACCACCCCCCUCUCCAAAUAUUCUACCAUUCCUCCUCGCCAUUUUCCCCUUCAGUCAGUUUGGUCUUUCUCCCCGUGUCUGUCUGUCGACUCUCUGCAGUUCCUUACAGACAACCCUUGACGCGGACUGGUUCCACCAUACACCCCCCCAAUCCUCCACGUCAUCUCCGUUACCGCCAGCUUUCACGUCCAGCCGAGGCUCGCAAUGGCCAUGAACGUCCGGACGUCCACCCGCGCCUUUGGCGCCCUGCGGCAACGAGCGCCGGCUGCCCUUGUUCCCCAGACCCGCUGCUACUCGUCCGCCGAGCCCAGCCUCAAGGAGACGCUCAAGGAGGCGAUCCCCGCCAAGCGCGAGCUCUUCAAGAAGGUCAAGGCCCACGGCUCAAAGGUCAUUGGCGAGGUCAAGGUCGAGAACACCAUUGGCGGCAUGCGCGGCCUCAAGGCCAUGGUCUGGGAGGGCUCCGUCCUCGACGCCAACGAGGGCAUCCGCUUCCACGGCCGCACCAUCAAGGACUGCCAGAAGGAGCUCCCUAAGGGCAAGACCGGCACCGAGAUGCUCCCAGAGGCCAUGUUCUGGCUCCUCCUCACUGGCAAAGUCCCCUCCACAAACCAGGUCCGCCAGUUCUCCCGCGAGCUCGCCGAGCAGGCCCAGCUGCCCGAGUUUGUCAACAAGAUGCUCGACAACUUCCCCAAGGACCUCCACCCCAUGACCCAGUUCGCCAUGGCCGUCAGCGCCCUCAACUACACGUCCAAGUUUGCCAAGGCCUACGAGGCCGGCCUCAACAAGGCAGACUACUGGGAGCCCACCUUUGACGACUCCAUCUCCCUCCUCGCCAAGCUCCCAACCAUUGCCGCCAAGAUCUACCAGAACUCGUACAAGGGCGGCGGCGCCCUCCCCGCCGACGUCGACCUCGAGCAGGACUGGUCCUACAACUUUGCCGCCAUGCUCGGCAAGGCCGGCAAGGAGAACGAGAACUUCCAGGACCUGCUCCGCCUCUACCUCGCCCUACACGGCGACCACGAGGGCGGCAACGUCUCUGCCCACGCCACCCACCUGGUCGGCAGUGCUCUGAGCGACCCCUUCCUCAGCUACAGCGCCGGUCUGCAGGGUCUGGCCGGUCCUCUUCACGGACUCGCCGCCCAGGAAGUCCUCCGCUGGAUCCUGCAAAUGAAGGAUGCCAUCCCCGCCAACUACGGCGAGAAGGAAGUCCACGACUACCUCUGGUCGACGCUCAACUCGGGCCGCGUGGUACCGGGAUACGGCCACGCGGUCCUGCGCAAGCCCGACCCCCGCUUCGAGGCCCUGAUGGACUACGCCUCGGCCCGCCCGGAGAUCGCGCAGGACCCGGUCUUCCAGCUCGUCAAGCUGAACUCCGAGGUGGCGCCCGCGGUGCUCAAGAAGCACGGCAAGACCAAGAACCCGUACCCGAACGUCGACUCGAGCUCGGGCGUGCUCUUCCACCACUACGGCUUCCACGAGACGCUGUACUAUACCGCCACCUUUGGCGUCAGCAGGGGUCUCGGCCCGCUCGCCCAGCUCAUCUGGGACCGCGCCCUGGGGUUGCCCAUCGAGCGGCCAAAGUCCAUCAACCUCGAGGGUCUCCUCAAGCAGGCCGAGUCGUCGUAGAGCCAAUCGUCUGGUUCGUGUUUGUGUCGUUGUCGUGAAUCAGAGGAGCGGGGAAAGGGGUUGGGGGAGAGACAGAGAAGAAACAACAGGGCAGGCAGCCUGCAGGCUCAGUCAAGGCGAUAUGCGAGUGCCACAAAAGAAGGAAUUUUGCUUAUAUACCAUUGGUUAGACAGACGCAAUGCAUGGUCACGUCACUCUUAUAUAUGUGCAGAC
Molecule: messenger RNA, 1888 nt
Organism: Microdochium trichocladiopsis
Lineage: Eukaryota; Fungi; Ascomycota; Sordariomycetes; Xylariales; Microdochiaceae
Product: 2-methylcitrate synthase
Exons: 3
Coding region: 254-1675 (473 amino acids)
Biological process (GO): tricarboxylic acid cycle; carbohydrate metabolic process; citrate metabolic process
Cellular component (GO): mitochondrial matrix
Molecular function (GO): 2-methylcitrate synthase activity
Source: RefSeq, a predicted model, not a curated record